AUGCCUCGCUCCGUGCCUCAAGUGAGCUCUGCCGCGCGCGAGCAGGAUGAGGUCGACGCCGAACUCCCCCUCCCUCGUCCCGCACGGCGCCCCCUUCUCCAACUGCUUACCGCCUCCCUGGAAUCCCAUCUCGAAAUCGGCGAGACGACCAGUUUACUAGGAGAGGAAUCGCAGCGUCGCGCACCUCGGCGGUCAUAUACAAGUACCUCGGGCGUGUCGGGCCCGGAUUCACCUCGCUAUCUGCUGACCGCAGGAAGUCUCCGUCGGACGGCACACCACAGUCGGGCCAAUUCUGUGGCAAAACGGUUCAGCCGCCGAGGAAGUGCGAGUGAGGACGCACAGCCGCAGCAGGAGAGUCGACCGCCAUCCACGAAAGAUGGGCUGACCGCUUCAUCUUUCCUCGAUGAGCGGACAUGGUACGAUCAAUUCACGUCGACCGACUGGGUUCACGAUAGCAUUGCCGACGGGGCUCGUCUUCGCCAGCUACGACAGCGCAAAGAUGUGCGUGGGCGACUGAUGGCAUGGUUCGACGGGGCCCAAGGUUGGGUGCUGGUGGCAGUCAUUGGAUGCAUUACGGCGGCGAUCGCCUACUUUGUCGAUAUCACAGAAAGGUCGAUCUUUGACAUGAAAUUGGGCUAUUGCUCAGGCGACUUCUGGGCCAGCAAGAGUGAUUGCUGUGGGGAGGGUGCCACGUGCACCAAUUGGCGGUCUUGGUCACAAAUUUUCAACGCCUCUAGCAAUGGAAACCAAUGGGUCGACUUUGCUGUGUUCAUCGUUUGGGUUGUCGCACUGGCUUCGAUUUCCUGCGCGCUGACUUUGUUUACAAAGACAGUGGUGCCAUCCUCGAUCUCAUUGGCGACUUUGGACGAGAACCUCGGCGCCGAGGCACGUGUUGCCAAACAAGGAUCCGGUGGUGAAACUGUUGGAUCUCCCGCAUCGUUGAUCAGUCCUCAUGGUACAUUUCCCAACGACCCACCUCGCCCGGCGAUGGUGUACUACUCCGCCGCAGGCAGUGGAGUGGCUGAAGUCAAAGUCAUCAAUAGUGGAUUCGUGCUGCACGGCUAUUUGGGUUUGAAGACACUCGUGGUCAAGACUGUCGCGUUGAUAUUCAGUGUUUCUUCGGGUCUCAGCCUCGGUAAAGAAGGCCCAUUUGUGCACAUUGCCACUUGCGUGGGAAACAUCUGUUGCCGACUCUUCUCCAAAUAUAAUCACAACGACGGCAAGCGUCGAGAAGUGCUCAGUGCCAGUGCCGCGAGCGGUGUGGCUGUGGCCUUUGGAGCACCCAUUGGCGGAGUCUUGUUCAGUCUGGAGGAAGUCAGCUAUUACUUCCCACCGAAGACUCUCUUCCGAACAUUCUUCUGCUGUAUCGCCGCAGCAUUGUCUUUGAAGUUCUUGAACCCGUACGGGACUGGCAAGAUUGUUUUGUUCCAGGUGCGCUAUGGCACCGACUGGGAGAUCUUCGAGAUCAUCAUCUUUGUGUUCUUGGGUGUCCUCGGUGGUGCUUUGGGUGCGCUUUUCAUCAAGGCCUCGAGCUGGUGGGCACGCACCUUCCGUCGCAUUCCGGCUAUCAAACGUUGGCCGAUGCUAGAGGUCUUUCUUGUCGCCUUGCUUACGGGUGCGGUCAGCUUCUGGAACCGAUACACUAAGCUGCCCGUCGCAGAGCUGCUGCUCGAGCUCGCCAGUCCCUGCGAAGGAGAGUCAUGGUCCAGUACCGGGCUUUGUCCCAGCGAAGAUGGUAUCGUUGAGAUCAUCCAGUAUUUGAUGGUUGCUUUCGUGAUCAAGAGCCUUCUGACUGUUAUCACAUUUGGCAUCAAGGUACCUGCCGGAAUCUACGUGCCUUCGAUGGUGGUCGGUGGUUUGAUGGGCCGAAUUGUUGGGCACUCGGUACAGUACUGGGUCGCCAAGAAUCCCACCUUCUUCCUGUUUGACUCUUGCCCCAAUGUGGCGGGAAUGGAGUCGUGUGUCACCCCUGGUGUCUAUGCUAUGGUUGCUGCGGGCGCCACCAUGUGCGGCGUCACUCGACUUUCCGUCACCCUUGCUGUCAUCCUUUUCGAAUUGACUGGCAGCUUGGAUCACGUGCUGCCGUUCUCUCUAUCCGUGUUGUGUGCCAAGUGGACAGCGGACGCACUCGAGCCACGCAGUAUAUAUGAUUUGCUCACCGAUAUGAACUCGUACCCCUUCCUCGACAACAAAUUACAACCCAUUACUGAUGCCGAGCUUGGCGACAUUGUCCGUCUGCCUCAUCGGGGCAGAAUCAUCGACAUUACCAAUUCUGCUUUUGUCCCCGCGACUGAACUUCGCACCAAGCUCGAGUAUCUCCUCAUGGCGGGUGAGCUGGAUGGUGGACUGCCUAUCCUCCGCGAUGGCGUUCUGACGGGCCUCAUUCCCGCCCCCGAUCUCGAAUUUGCGCUCGACUCCCUGGGCGAGGCAGAAGAGAACACCCUUUGUCUGAUGACCAUGGAUACUUCGGUCGCCGUGUAUGACAGCGAGGCCGAGAAUACGGUGCAUGAGGAUUUCACUCGAUUCAUUGACCCGGCACCGAUUUCCCUCGACGUACAUUCACCCAUCGAUGUCGUCUACCAAUGUUUUGUGAAGCUCGGGCUGCGGUAUCUUUGCGUCUUGCGAAAUGGCCAAUACGCCGGCUUGGUACAUAAGAAGGCCUUUGUGAAGUACAUGAAGGAGCAUGAGAAGGAAUGA
Messenger RNA from Penicillium diatomitis, 2697 nucleotides. RefSeq names its product putative voltage-gated chloride channel (ClcA). The record is from RefSeq and is a predicted model, not a curated record. Gene Ontology annotation, biological process: transmembrane transport; chloride transport. Gene Ontology annotation, molecular function: voltage-gated chloride channel activity. Bases 1 to 2697 code for a protein of 898 amino acids. Lineage: Eukaryota; Fungi; Ascomycota; Eurotiomycetes; Eurotiales; Aspergillaceae. The transcript is spliced from 4 exons. Gene Ontology annotation, cellular component: membrane; Golgi apparatus; early endosome.